Mya arenaria is the source of this 5713-nucleotide messenger RNA. RefSeq lists its product as uncharacterized. The coding region runs from base 79 to 2607 and encodes 842 amino acids. Gene Ontology annotation, molecular function: protein binding. The record is from RefSeq and is a predicted model, not a curated record. The transcript is spliced from 16 exons. Lineage: Eukaryota; Metazoa; Mollusca; Bivalvia; Myida; Myidae.
CGCACUUCCGCUUGUUUUGGUAACAAAUGUCAACAAUCUCGACACUUUGGUUUAUUUUUUUAGAUUCGAGGAGCAGACAUGUCUGACCUGUUUCGCUGUGCGGGGGACAUAAUCUUCGAUGACUUCCAACCCCUACCUGGUCAAAUCAGCAAUGUUCAGCUGAAAAAGUUUGCUGAGACCAGCAAUUUUCUCCAACUUACAGUACCUCUCACACCACAGCAGCCUUACUUCUGUGCAAAAAUUCAAGCUCUUGGUCAAAACAGCAAGGUUACUUUUGGCAUUGCUGGUCCAGACAUUGAUUCAGAAAGCCACCCAGGUCAAUGGAACCAUACAGUCGGGUACAACAUCAACACAGGGCGAUGUUUCUCUUCUCAUCUCAACUAUGCAAACACCAAAGGACAAAAAUGUGUCAUGGGUGAUGAAUUUGGAGUUCUGGUGACCCACUUUGGUGAUGAAAUGUCCACAGUGACUUUCCUUAAAAAUAGAAUACCAGUCGCAACAAGGUAUAUAUUUGAGAAGGACCAUUGUAAAUUUCUGCCCACAAUAUGCCUUGAAAAUGGACCAGUUGAUCUGGCUGUGUCCUGGCCUAUGGCUGUUCUCAACAUUCCUGAAUUUACUGAGACAAACAUGUUGAACUGGAUCAAGGAUUCCGGGGCAGAAUAUGAUGUGCUUGAUAACGUGUUCCACUACGAUAAAACCCUACCAGAGGUUAUACUGCAGAGCCCUACCCCCCUACGGCAAGACCUUGUCCACUAUGAAGUUGUACUACGGGAGGCUAUGGAAGGGGAGAGUCCAGCUGUUGGCAUAGCAACAUGCAGCCCCCUAUGGCCGACGCCUACCAGUGUUCUACUGCGAGACUUCUUCAAAUGGAAGGCUGAUGGUGUUGAGUUGAAAUCCUUCGAGGGCCAGCGCAUUGGUUUCGGUAUCCACUACAAUCCUGAUGAAAUUAACAAGUCAGACUUUGAUGACAAGAAACAGCAGCUGGUUCUGUGUUUCGUUACCAUGGAUAUGCAGAUUAUAUUCUUCCGAAUGAUGCUGCAACCAUCUGGCGGGUUUUAUCCCCUUAUUGUGCUUACUAGAGGGGCUUCCAAGGUAGAGAUCGAUGUACAGCUAAAUCGUGAUCUGGGUCUUCCCGAGACAAAGGAGCUAUUGGACGGGAUUUUUCGUGAGAAGGCAACAGCGGCACUCGCUGUUUUAGAAGCUGAUGCCAGAACAAGGGAGUUGAAUACAUCGAUGUUCCAUAAGUCAGCAGACAUCGAUGUUGAGAUUGAAGAUUCUCGAUGUAUUGUUGGACUUCAGGCAGACAAAAAACGAAUACAUGGAAUCCAGUUUACCAAGUCACUGAAUGAAGAGAGUCCAUUUUUUGCAAUAGAAAUAAUAAAACUCAAUGAGGAUUCAGUGAUUGGUAUAGGUAUCGGAACAUCACAGUUUAGUCUAAGCAAACACCCGGGUCGAUGUCCAAACUCCUGCGGCUACAUCUCGCGGGAUGGGAAAACAUACACCAACACAUUAAAUGCAGAUAACAGAAUGUUACCUGUGCCUUUUGCAGAAGGUGAUACUGUAGGAGUAGAAGUUCUCUUUGUGAAUCAUCGAUCAAGUCAGAAACAUCUUGUGGUGCUCUUCCACAAAAACGGCAGCCCUGUCGAUACUGUGUACAUGUCCGCAGAGAAUCUUCACGAGCUCUACCCUACUCUGUCCCUUAGCGGGAAUGGUUACGAGGUCAAACUAAACGUGUUCUGGCAGAAUCGCAUUGCUCAAGCACCUCCAUUACUUGUUAGCAAGCUGAGUCACUGGUGUCUUCCUAGCGACUCAAUGGUAGAUGAAGACAGCAACAUUGUUACAGUCCCCGAACACCAGUUUUCCUUCUUUAUACAGAGCCCAAAGCCAUUUAAUGAAUAUUUCAACCAUUAUGAAAUUAAUUGGCUGGACAAAAUACAGGAAGGUGCCAAGAUUAUAGCCCCAAUUGUUGCUUUGGCUGGGGCAUCAAAUUUCCCCAAAACACCAGAUAGUGCUUCACACUUACGCAUCGACGUUCUUCGCUUCACACCAGUUGCUGAACUGGCAUCCAGUAUGAAAGUCGGGGACAAACUGGGCUGGGGGAUGCUGAUUCCAGAGAGCCAGAGAGAUCUCAGUGAACGACUUGUUGUCUGCUACCUCACAGUAAACCGCAACAUUGCCCUCACUCGUGUUUUGUUUGAGCCUCCAGGCGGAUUUUUCCCAUGUGUAGUACUGCCACAAGGAGUGAACAAAGUCAAGCUUGAUUUCUCUGCUUUGAGAAUCACAGAACAUCCCCUUACAGACAGCUACAUUGAACAAGUGCUCAAUGAAGCUUACGAGUUGUACGACCAAGAACUUGAGUGUAUACGUGCUGGAAAAGACAUUGAUACACUGGGAAUAGACAACAGCUCAUUGUUCAAGCCAGUUCCUAGUGAAAUAGUGGAAAAUAGUAAAAAAUCAGAAUCAGAUCCAUCAAAGCCCAAAACAAAUGGAGGCGGGGAUGCAAUGUACCGGGCGGUGGUUCAGGCAAGAGCUGUUGACGGUGUCCAUAAAGCUGUAAAAACAUUUAAGCAAGGUCCCGAAGGUUCAAAAGCUUGUGCCAUUUUGUGAUGUUGGAUUUAUAAUAUUUGCUAUAGAUAAACAGCACAUCAUUUCAAUAUAUGAUGAGAUUAUCAUUAUUAGUUUAGCUAAAUUAUAAUUUGGAAAACAUUUCCUAUAUGAAAAUUAUCAAUAAAAUUGAACCUUUUACCAAUCGCUAAGCAAUAAUUGAUAAAUGUGAACUUCUGCAAAUGGUUGUAAUGUAUAUUCCUUUAACAAUUCCGCUUGUACAAAGUUCAGAAUGUCCAAAGAUCAAAUCUGUGAUAUUUUGUUGUAUAAUAUAAUUAUGUGUCAAUUGAUUUUGAUAAAAAAAUCUAAUUUUAAUGAUUUUUUGUAAUCACACAUUUGUAUGAUAGUUAUGAUCAGCUAAUGUGAAGUGUCAUUUCCUUUUCACAUUCUAUUUUAAUAUUGUGUUAACAUGCAUAAUGCUGUUUUAUGUCAUUAUGAUCUACUGAAAAAUCUUCUCACUAGCAGAUCAAAGGAGGGGUGCAUCUUGCGUGCACCCCCCUAAAAUCAUCCAAGUUAAUUUUUUAUUUCAAUAUAGGAGAAAAAGUAAUAAGAUACGUCUCAAAUGCUUGAUUUUUUAUCAGGAAUUGUUUGAAUUUUUUGGGAAAGUACCCUCAAAUCCCCCUGCAAAGACUUUUAACCAAAUAAAUUUCGGUUCUGAGGGAGGGGUGCAAGUCUAAAGGUAUGCCCCUAAGUUAUGCCCGUCUUAUAUCAAAUCCUGGAACCGCCCCUGCUAAUUCUUACAACAUUUUCUAUAGUAGGCAGUGAAAUGAUAACAAUUGUUAUAACUACAAUGUUUAACCUUCUAAUGAAAUCAUGAGGUUUUUGCCUUAAUUUGUCCAAGUAAAUCAUUUUCAUUUUAAUCAUAGUCCUGUUAAACAUAUAAGUAAGGAAAAAAAGACAUCUUUUGCAUGAUGUCCUGGUCUUUUCUGAUCAAUAUAUGUAACAAUUGACUGCAUGGUUAUGUAGUUACAUAGCUACAAUCAUAUAUCACUUUUCAAUGGAUUUAUGACCCGGGGGCCAAUCAAGAUCUUAGUCGAAUUUAGUCGUAAAUUAAAAUUAUCUUAGUGUCAUUGUUUCAUUAUUUUGCUAUUUAUUUGUGUGAAUUGAACUUAAGUCAUUAUUAAAAAUGAAUGCACAGUUUCGGAAAUAAAUCAAUGUGUUGCCAUUUUUGACGUUUGUAUACAUUUAAGAUAGUUGAAGUUAUGACUAAAACCAUUAAUUGAAACAGCCCCCCCAAAUUAUAGUAAUCAUUCAGUUUAACACACAAGAAUUCGUCUCACUCUUUGGUUUAUUAUAAUAACAAAUGAUUUGAACGAAUAUUUGGGAUCAAAAUUAAAACAGACUAAAACAACAAUAUCAGACAAGAUGUUAGUCCUAUGAUGUUAUUUGGUGCCAUGAGACUCAUAACAUACAUAUAUACAUGUAAUAAUUGUCUCUCAAAUACCAUUAAAGACCAUUCUGCGACAAAAUCAUGGUUCAAGUGUUGUUGAUUAUAUGAAUUGUUAUCAUUAAUAUUGUUAUUAAUUGUACAUCAUAAUAUAAUGCAAAUGAUAAAAUAACAUGUUUGAAAUUAACUUUUGUACUAUAUAUACUAUUAUUUAUUUAAUGCUAAGAAAGAAAAUUACCAGUGUGUACUGUUAUGUUUUUGUCUACCUUUUUUUUUUAGAAAACAAGUCCCAAACGCUAAUAGGAGUUUUCAAACAAAGAGUUAGAUCAAUAUUUAUUUGUUCACAUUGAUAUUAUUUAGUACAACGGUUUGUAUUAAAUGGUAUACAUAUAUAUGUCAUUUAUAAAUGUUUGUAUGAAUGAACAUUUGGGCAAUAAAAAACAGAAACCAAAAAAAAAGAGAAGGAAACUGUAAGUUGUGUCCAUAAAAAGGAAAAACUCCUCAACAUUCUAGUGUUAUGAGCAUAAAAAAACAUUUCAACAACUGAAGUACCUUUUUUCAAGAAAGCUACAGUAUGGUUUGAGAAAAAUAAAACAGAAACUAUUCUAGAGUUUUUUGUUCUUGUUUUUUAAAGAUGCCAUUUUUGUGAUUUCAACUGUUCUUUUGUGUCAUUCUAAUCAUUGCUCAAUUGCUUCUUCCAAGAUAUUUUUAAUGUCAAUUUUAUAGUAUGUAUGUAUUAAACAGUAUUACUUAUAGCAUUCAGAAACAUUUUCUCAUGACCUUCUAGUAAGCUAUUUUCAUUUUUCAUGAGCAACUUUAUAUUACACUCAGAUUUCAUUUGUUCAACUUAUUCAGCUUAAUAUGUGAUGUGAUUCCCUAAGAACAAAUGAAGAAGAUUGAAAAAAGCACAAAAGAAGAAGUUCAUGUAGUUUGUCUUUGCUGUGCAAGAUGGACAUUGUUUGUUUGUUCAUUUGUAGUAUAAGAAUGGUAGAACUUUAUUCAUUCAUUAAACAACUGACCAGAUUGUGUGUGUUUAUGAAUUUAGGAUGGCAUGCAAGCAAAUUCUAUAAAGCACCAUCAAUAAUAUUACAUACAUUGUGGUAGACGCAAUAAAUCAUCUCAAUGUCCCCACAUCAUGGCACAUAGAUGUUUAUUUUGCAUACUUUAAACACAGUAUUUGCAUUGUAUAUUCCAAUUUCUCAAAGUCAAUUAAGUUAUCAUUAGAAGUGAACUUCAAGGGUUUAAAUUGGAUAUGUAUAGUUUGAUUGUAUAGAAAGUAUUCUGUAUGUUCGUAAUUACAUAGAAAAGUAAAUAUUUUAUGACAAUCAUAAAUUUUAACUGUCUCAUCUUAAUAUGUAAGUAUUUUAGAAACCUUUUUUCUUGCAUCAUUUAUAUUCAUGUGUGGUGAAAGAAUCGAUUAUUUGGAUGUUGAGUUAUAGAAUGUUACUUAAGUUCAAAGGCCGUCUAUGGUCAUUUUAAAAACGAAAAUGGAUGAACCGUAGCGAUAUUGUUUAGGAUGGGUUUUUUUUUUAUUUAUAUUGUGCAAUGUUAUAGUUUAAAAAAAUGUUGAACAAUCGGACUUCCGAUUUAUAUUAAUGUACACUGCAUUUCUGAGAUUAUAUUUCAUAAAUUGAUAAAUUCAUAAUUUCAUAAUAACAUAAAUUAUUUUAUGGUUAGUAAGAAACCUUUGCCAUGUAUACCUACCUGUUAUUGAUUAAUAAA